AUUUUUUAAUUUUGUUGAAAAUGUCGAAAAGUAGCAAUCGUUCCCAUUCGCGAAAUCAAAAUGGAUGCAUCGAAGUGAAAAGCAAGUUGGAUGCCGAAUUUCGAAGAUUCACCUUGACCCCCAGCGACACGGCCAGCUUUGAUGACUUCUACAAACUUCUUGAAUCUCUGCACCACCUCAGAAAUCUCUCCUUCAGCAUUUGGUACACAGAUCAUGAAGGGGACCUGCUACCGAUAAACAACAAUGACAACUACGCCUGUGCCUUGAAAACAGCAAGAAGGAUAUUGCGCCUGACUAUUCUAAAAAAUGGCCAAUCGUUUGAUGCUACCUUGCACAAGAGAGGGGCCAGUGGAGGGCUGAUCAGCAGCAGUUCCAUCGCAUCAACACUUGGACUUUCUGGCAGCAGAUACAGAAAGCCAAACCCAAAUCAGCCUCAAAUUGGUUUUCCAGAAGACUUUCGAAGAGUUUCUGCCAUCAUUGACAUCGACAUCGUUCCUGAAACGUGCAGACGUGUGAAGUUGAUGAAGAGUGCAGGCUCAGAUAAGCCGCUGGGUUUCUACAUCAGAGAUGGCGCCAGCAUCAGGAUCACGUUGGACGGGCUAGAGAAGGUGCCUGGCAUCUUCAUUUCGAGGAUGGUGUUGGGAGGUCUUGCGGAGAGCACAGGAUUGUUGGCUGUCAAUGAUGAGAUCUUGGAGGUGAAUGGGAUAGAGGUGCAGGGCAAGACAUUGGAUCAGGUGACGGACAUGAUGGUGGCCAACAGUAGCAACCUAAUCAUCACCGUCAAACCCGUCAACCAGCACAACAACAUUUCCCCUCGUCGCCACGGUCACUUCAACAAUGUCACCACCUCGCCGACCCACAUCCAGAGGACUGUAGUUGAGGAGGAGGAGAACGAUGAUGACGUCAGUGGUGAUGAGGAGGAUGAUGGUUGUGGCAGCAGCAUCCCGGACAACAAGCAGACGAGCAGUAAGACCAACAGUCUGGAUGGCAAGUGUGAGUCAGUCAGUGUUGAGGGCGGUCUCAUUGAAUAUGAGGAAUUCGACUCCAUGCUCCUAAAUUCGCCCCAACACAAAAAUGGAUCCAAACAUAAAUUCGAUCAGCAACAGAAACCACAACAACAUCGUCAACAACAAAAUAAGCUGUCCACAAAUGGGAGUAACAACAAUUCCAAAGUAACAACAAAAACGCUCUCCAAUGGGGUGCAAGUGCUGGAACUAUGAGAUGCCUGAUUGGACGACAGGCACCAUUGAUUGGAUGAUGGACAUCACUGAUUGGUCGAUGGACACUUUCGAUGGGAUGAUUGGUCAUUAAUCAUGUUCUUGAUUGGAUUAUAUAUUUGACUGGCAUGCUUGAUUGGACGGGCUGUCAUCUUUAAAAUGGAAGGAAAUCGAAUAUGAAAGCAGUGCUAAUUUAUUAUUGGUUAAUUUGUUGUUAAGGGUAUCUACUUCACUUAUGUUAUUUGUGACUGUUGAUGGCAUAUGAUGGGAUGGUGAUGACAAAACUUGUUAUGUGUAAUACUUUUCAUUUUAUCUGUUUUUCAAUUUCUUCCAUGGCAUAACUUCAUCUAUCUAUCUAUCUAUCUAUGUAAGUGUCUAUCUAUCUAUCCAGCUGUCUAUCUAUCUAUCUAUAUAUAUAUAUAUAUAUAUAUAUAUAUAUAUAUAUAUAUAUAUAUAUAUAUAUAUAUAUAUAUAUAUAUAUAUAUAUAUAUAUCUGUUCAUUAAUUCAGUCAGUCAUUUAUUCAUUCACUCACUCAUUUAUUUAUUCACGUGUUUAAAGUUUGUCUCACAGUGGUUUUCACUCCUUUAAUUAAGUUUAACUAGCAGUUAGCCAGCAAGCUGUUUAUGGAUUGUUAGUUGUUCCGUAAGAUUCAUGUGUAUGCCCUCCAUCAAAUGAAAUAUCAGUUUUAUUUUAUUCUUUUUUGGAAUAUAAUUAAUAAUACAAGACUAAUUACUUCAUUUUAUAAAGCCUUUUAAUUAAUAACAUUUUGUUAA
Messenger RNA from Helobdella robusta, 1991 nucleotides. RefSeq lists its product as hypothetical. Gene Ontology annotation, biological process: centrosome cycle. The record is from RefSeq and is a predicted model, not a curated record. NCBI's taxonomy places the organism in Eukaryota, Metazoa, Annelida, Clitellata, Rhynchobdellida, Glossiphoniidae. The coding region runs from base 21 to 1220 and encodes 399 amino acids. The transcript is spliced from 5 exons. Gene Ontology annotation, molecular function: protein binding.